AUGGCUUCUUCACGAUUCGGAGAAAGCCGUCCAAAUGGCAACUUCCACCACAACGACGCCAACCCCGACCUAGACAAAGACUACGAAUUGCUGAUGGGAUACCCCAAUAAAGUCGAUUACUACAGCCUCCUCGGACUCUCGCGUAACCCUCCUCCGACAGACAGCCAGCUGCAAACCGCAUACCAUAACCUGUCCCUCAGUCUACAUCCAGACAAGCAGCCCGCGCAUCUGGUCGAGUCGGCCAACGCGCAAUUCAGACUCGUGCAAGAAGCGUAUAUGAUUCUGAGUGACCCGAAGAAGCGGAUUGUCUAUGACUUGGAAGGUGAGGAAGGAGUGCAGCGUGAAUGGGGUGCGAGCGGACCUAUGGCAGCGAUGAUGGAAACUGAAGAUGCGGCUUUGGGGCAAGUUGGCCCGAGGGCAAUGUCGCCGGCUGAGUUUCGGAGGUGGUUUAUCGCGAGAAUGAAGGCGAAGGAGAGGACGGCUUUGAAUAGGUUGGUGGGCGCUAAGGCAUCAAUGUCUAUUACCAUCGACGCAUCUUCGUUAAUCUCGCCCGGUGAGGAGGAAGGUGAAUUGGAACUCAAUUUUCCACCGCCAAAGCUGCGUACGAGUCGUUUUGUCCUCGGAUACAGUUUCAAGACGGCUUUGCCGGAUUUCGCGAGUGCUUGGACAUGGGUUUCUGGACGGCGUACGGAUACGGAAGAAGAAACUUCACAGGAGAAUGGGGAGAUAGAAGAACAGUCCGAAACUUCACCCGAGGUGACCUUUCACGCAAGUGUCAGCGGUGCCGUACGACAAAGCAAACAAGCAUUCAGGGUACCAGCUCUGGAUGGGAGGACGGAAGUCAUCAAGAUUGACGGUUCGCCUUUCCUAGGCGCCGCUAUGUUCAACCUGGGCGCCACUGUCAAUCACCAAUUCACAACUACUGAAUUGCAGACAAGUCCUCAAUCCACGUUUGGUGUACGAUCUCUGCUCGAGGGGGCAACAGUUGGUGGAACCAUGACUAUUCUACCGGCUCSGGCAUUAGCCUUGCAUAUCGAGAAACAAGUAUAUCCUUUUCCAAACAGCAAGCCAUUCACAUUACUCGUCAAGAGUACUAUACCCAACAAUGUCAACAACUUCAUGCCUAAUAUAACGACGUCAAUCGUGAGGCAGUUUGGAACCCGGAAAUUCGGCACCUUGGCAUACUCAACUGGAUCACAACUAACGUGGCCAUCGUUUAUGAGAGGAAUAUUAUCGCCGUUCAUGAGGAUGUCGCUUGAUCCAAGACUGGAACCUAUGCUAGUCAACGAUGGCUCGCUGCAACUUCAAUAUACCUCACUAUCAGGCCCUACUGCCGAAGAAGUAGCCAAUGACCCCGAUCUUGCGAAGUCCACGGACAAUGAGGUAUGGCAGUGGGGUCUUGCUGCAACCCCAGCUGGAGGCCAAUUGAGUCUCACUUAUGGACGCACUUUGUUCGCGGAUAGGCUCGAGGAUAUUCCACGCUCAGAGUGGAAUCUAGAUGGAUAUCAUCCAGCAAUUCCUUUACCAGACCGUCGCGGUGUACGGGUUGAGGUUGAGGCAGCCGUCGGUCUAGACGGGGACAUGGCAUGGGGCGUGACAGCUUCUCGCAGAGUUAGCGAUUUCACAAGUAUGGGAUUUGGCGUCAGUCUUCGUGAUGCGCGUGGGUUAGUAUUGGCACUUUCAUGGCGCCGUCUGGGACAAUCCAUCAGAGUACCAAUAAUGAUCUGCCCGCUCGAUCUUGCAGAUGCUGAAAUAUCUGCUAUGGCCGUUAUUGUUCCCUGGCUUACCUAUAUCGGCGUCGAGUUUGGCUUCAUUCGCCCACGAGAAAGACGCCGUCGCCGCGAAGCCAUCAUUCGCAAACGAAAACAACUCAAAUCCCAGCUUUCGGCACGCAAGAAAGAAAGUGCGCAGCAGAUUGAGCUGAUGAGCGACUUGACGAAGCGACGACAAGCACGCGAGAAUGAUAAAGGUGGACUAGUCAUCGAGAAAGCCGAAUACGGUUAUCUACCACCUAAAAAUGCGAAGCGUGCUGAGUCUGAGGUCAUUGAUGUGACAAUCCCUGUAGCCGCGCAAGUUGAUAAGAGUCAACUGUUCAUAUCGAAGAAUACCAUACGAUUCCAAAUUAUAGGCUUCUACGACCCGGCCCCUCUACUUCCCAAAACAUUGAAAGUAUGGUAUACCUUCCGCGGCCAGCGUCAUUACGCCGAAGCCAGAGAUGGAGAAGAUCUGGCCUGUCCGCGAAGAGAACACAUGCUCAUCCCUGAAGAUUUGUGA
This is a messenger RNA of Talaromyces amestolkiae, 2274 nucleotides long. RefSeq lists its product as uncharacterized. The record is from RefSeq and is a predicted model, not a curated record. The transcript is spliced from 4 exons. The coding region runs from base 1 to 2274 and encodes 757 amino acids. Gene Ontology annotation, biological process: cristae formation. Lineage: Eukaryota; Fungi; Ascomycota; Eurotiomycetes; Eurotiales; Trichocomaceae.